Messenger RNA from Ricinus communis (castor bean), 1406 nucleotides. RefSeq names its product GDSL esterase/lipase At5g55050. Bases 336 to 1406 code for a protein of 356 amino acids. The transcript is spliced from 5 exons. The record is from RefSeq and is a predicted model, not a curated record. NCBI's taxonomy places the organism in Eukaryota, Viridiplantae, Streptophyta, Magnoliopsida, Malpighiales, Euphorbiaceae. Gene Ontology annotation, molecular function: hydrolase activity, acting on ester bonds.
ACUGUAACUUAAAAAGUGAGAUCGUUUAGUUCAAAGAUCAUAUAUUAGUAAGCUAAUCUGAGUGAGCUUUGUGGCAGAAGACAUACAAAGAGAUUACAGGAGGCUAGAAAUUUUUGAUAUGGUCAAUUGGGCACUAAAUAGGACUAUCCGCCUAAAUAACAUGAGAUUCCUAGUUCUUGCAGAACUUGCACUUCCUGACAGAUAGCAACCGCCCAUUCGGUACUUUUCUGUUCUGUCCUGAGCUACACUUUUGCAUAUAUAUACUUUCGACAUUUGCUUAUGGGAUUCUGAGUGAAGCUUUUGGCAGAAAAAGAAGUUUGGUUGAUCACUUCCUUAUGGGGAAGAAAAUAUGUGUUUUAGUCCUAAGCUUGGCUCUUGUGGUUCUUAACUUAGCAAAUGCAGAAGUCCCUGCUGUUUUCAUAUUAGGUGAUUCAACAGCUGAUGCUGGAACCAAUAAUUUCUUGCCUGGAAGCAGUUUCAGGGCCGAUUUUCCUCCAUAUGGCAUUGAUUUUCCUUUCUCUAGACCAACGGGACGGUUCAGUAAUGGCUUUAACAGUGCUGAUUUUCUGGCUAAGCUAAUAGGGUUCAAAAGAAGUCCAUUACCCUUCUUCACUCUGCUGAACAACACAAAAUCCAUCAAGAGGCCAAGCUUCAGAGGAGUAAACUUUGCCUCUGCAGGCUCUGGCAUUCUUAACACCACUGGACAAGGACCCAAUGGCCAAAGGAAUGCUAUCCCACUAGGAGAGCAGAUAGAACAAUUUUCCACAAUUUACAGUCUCCUUUUAACUAAUAAGGGUCAAGCUUGUGCUGAAGCUCUUCUGUCCAAGUCUUUGUUCUUUAUCAGCAUUGGCAGCAAUGACAUUUUCGGUUAUUACUCUUCAAAAGGUGGUGUUCCGAAAGAAGAGUUCAUAGCUACUAUAGGAGCUGCAUAUGAAAACUACUUAAUGAAUCUAUAUAAACUAGGUGCAAGAAAGUUUGGCAUUAUAAGUGUUCCACCGAUCGGUUGUUGUCCAUUUCAAAGGUUUCAAAACACGACAGGAGGUUGUCUGGAGGGAUUGAAUGAUCUUGCUAGAGAUUUUCACUCAACAAUCAAAGCCAUCUUGAUCAAGCUCAGCUCAGAUUACACAGACAUGAAAUAUUCCUUUGGAAAUGCUUAUGAGAUGACUAUAAAUGUUAUUGACAACCCUAUUCCAUUCGGAUUCAAUGAUGUGAAAAAUGCAUGCUGUGGAGAUGUGAAGACCUUCUGCGGUCCAAACGCAACAGUCUGCUCAAACCGCAAGGAAUACUUGUUCUGGGACUUGUUCCAUCCUACACAGAAGGCUGCAUGGUUGGCAGCUGCAACACUAUUUACCGGCGAGCCACGAUUUGUAGCCCCCAUUAACUUCAAACAGUUGGCUGAAGCUUAA